Eptesicus fuscus (big brown bat) is the source of this 2827-nucleotide messenger RNA. It is a transcript of the gene EID3, whose product is annotated as EP300 interacting inhibitor of differentiation 3. Bases 130 to 1269 code for a protein of 379 amino acids. NCBI's taxonomy places the organism in Eukaryota, Metazoa, Chordata, Mammalia, Chiroptera, Vespertilionidae. The transcript has a single exon. Gene Ontology annotation, cellular component: Smc5-Smc6 complex; nucleus. The record is from RefSeq and is a predicted model, not a curated record. Gene Ontology annotation, biological process: DNA repair.
UCCGCUGCGCAGCGGCGGACGUCUCCGCUCUGACUGACGCCAGCCUUCGAUUGCCGCCGCCGCCGUUGUCUGUGGGAAACCUCGCGAAGGCCGCUAGCCGAGCGCUACCUGUGCUCCGCUGUCAGCGACAUGUCUGAUGAAAAAGAUUCCCUGAGGGGAGACGAAGAGAAAGGAGAGGAGCCGGCGGUGCGCGCCAUCCCCCGGAGUGCGUUCUCUCUGACGCAGGCGGGGGAGGUGGACCCCCUGAAGCUGGAAGCGGCGUUGGCGGCUGACGGCUUCUCUGACUGCUGCUCCGAGGACUGCUCCGACGACCUCAGCUGUGCGGCAGCCCACAUAGACCCCAACCUCCUCCUGCUUGUGGCCGACGAGGAGAAAUGCCGGAAUAUCCGCAGGCAGUACCGGCAGCUCAUCUACAACGUCCAGCAGAACCGGGAAGACAUCGUGAACACGGCGAGCGACUCCUUAACCGAGGCUCUGGAGGAAGCCAACGUCCUGUUCGAUGGAGUGAGCCGAACCCGGGAAGCCGCGCUCGAUGCCCAGUUUCUCGUUUUGGCUUCUGAUUUGGGUAAAGAAAAGGCAAAGCAGCUAAACUCUGAUAUGAGCUUUUUUAAUCAAGUAGCAUUUUGUGAUUUUCUGUUUAUUUUCGUGGGUCUCAACUGGAUGGAAGAUGAUGAGCACGAUGCGUUGAAUGGUUGCGAUGAUAACAUAGUUCUUUCCUUCUGGGAGACAGUCCAUAAGGAAGCAACAUCCUGGAUGUCGCAAGCUGAAACAUUCCACUUUAUUUUCGGUUCUUUCAAGUCCGAGUCUUCUGCGCCAAAGCGGCGACCUGGACACCAUAAAAAAGCUCACAGGGUGGAAGAAAAUGUGGAUAUGCCUACAAAGCUGAGGAGGCUGGACCUGAGUAGCAAUCAAGAAGGGACAGAAAAAGAAGUAGAAAGAAUCUUGGGGUUGUUGCAAACGUAUUUUCGAAAGUAUCCUGACACUCCUGUGUCCUAUUUUGAGUUUGUGAUUGAUCCGAAUUCUUUUUCUCGCACCGUGGAGAAUAUAUUCUACGUUUCUUUCAUUAUAAGGGAUGGUUUUGCAAGAAUAAGGCUUGAUCAAGACAGGCUGCCAAUAUUAGAGCCAAUUAACGUUAACCAAGUGGGUGAGGACAAUGAUCCCAGUUCCCAUGGCAGGAAACAAGGAGUUAUAUCUUUGAGUUUACAGGACUGGAAAAAUAUUGUGGCAACUUUUGAAAUUUCAGAGGCUAUGAUCACAAGCUCUUACUAAAUAUUUUUGUUCUUAGUAUAGGGUGCAUUUGGUGGCUUUUCUAAAGUAUCAUCUCAAAAUAGAGUGUAAAACCUAAAUAGAAGCCCAUAUUGUAUCUUGUAAAGUGAGAAAAUAUUUUCAAGAACAUCAGAAUUUGUCUUACUGUGCAGUGUAUUUUUCUUGGUAGUUUAUAAAGUUGUCAUGAACUUCUGUUAUUUAAAAACAAUCACUGGCAUGUUCAUGGAAAUUUUUUUUUUGAAUGUCCUUUAAGACUUUAUUAAUAAAAUUCAGUUCCAAAUUUCAUAAAUUUAAAGGUAUUUUAUAAUUUGCAAAAAAUACCAGUUAUGCUCUGUGAUAUUGUAUUCCUCUGUUACAGGGAACCAAGAGAAUCCCAUAUGGGACUCCUAGUCAGGUUGGGGAAAAAGUAGGUAAAAAAAAAAAAUGCUAAAUUGAAGAAAGACUAUCUAUAGGGCAAUGAAUGUGCAAUGUUAGCACUGUAAAAAAAACCACAAGCAGAAAAACAGGUGCCUUGCUUCAUUGCUAGGAAGACUCAGUAAGGUUAUUUAGUGGGUACCCACAUUCUAAGUAAUUCUCCCAUGAUUAGAUCAAAAGAAAUACAGUAUCUACUGUAGUAGAUGAGGUAUCAACUAAGUGCUGAAACGUGAGUAGGAAUUAAUUGGUCACAGGUAGGAACGGUAUACUGGACAUGGAGGCCAAAUAUAGGGAAUUGUGAGAGGUUUAUGGCGUUAGAGAACCAUAAGAUCCCUUUGAAAACUAUUCCAGUUGGAUGUUAAACUGGGCAAAAAUGAAUUACCUUUUCUGUUAGUAUUUUCAGAGGUAGAAGAUAUUUUUGUUAGAUUAUUUCAAACAAAAUCAACAUCUAGUUCUAGUCUUUAUCUGCUUGGUUAAUUUCUUCUUUGACUCCUAGUUUCUCUUUGUAAUUUCUGCUGGUACACUGUGUGUCCUUCAGAAAUCAGUGAUGUGUCAUUAUGUAACAGCCUUGAAUAUCUGUUCUCAAUUCAUUUUGUGCGUUUCUUAAUAGGGCUUUCAGUUCCUGGAACUGCCCCUGUUUCAACUGAAAUGAUUGAUUAAUUUAUUCAUAAAGCCAUAAAUGCUCUUUUUUCUUUUUUAAAAUAUAAAUCAUUGCCUUAUUUGGAGGUUAUUCCCAAAAAUUUGGGUUUGUAAGAAAAUAGUUUUGAAGAUGCAGUGAGCAUACCUAUAAGCUCCUUUUCUUAAACCCUAUAGGAAUUUAAUGUUCGGUACUGGUGGAUUUUGCCAUUAAACAUUAUUUGGCAGGUGGAUACGUAUUUUGCAUAGCAAUAAUGAUAAAUUUUUCUGUUAAGUCUAGUGUGGUAUGGAGAGGGGAAAUCCAAAGACUAAAUGAAUGACAUCAAGAUUGAGAGGAGAGGUUUUUGUAUGUGUGGGUAAGGUUCUUCUUUAAUAAUAGUGAAGUUGUUGUUUUUUUUUAAGCAGAAAUAGAAAUUUCUUAUGAAACUUGGCCAAUUAUUUUCCUAACAAAUGAACCGUUAGAUUUCCUAGUCAGUUUGUAGUGGAGGUUCUGCAUGUCAUGAUCUUUGAU